Molecule: messenger RNA, 2421 nt
Organism: Sodiomyces alkalinus F11
Lineage: Eukaryota; Fungi; Ascomycota; Sordariomycetes; Glomerellales; Plectosphaerellaceae
Product: glutamate carboxypeptidase
Exons: 2
Molecular function (GO): carboxypeptidase activity
Source: RefSeq, a predicted model, not a curated record
AUGGCCGAUGAACACACGCCUCUCAUCGCAACCGUUCGUGUCGCUCAGCCAAGGCACCGAUACCCCCAUCACAUCGUCCGUCGUUUCUGCACCAUCGCUCUGUCUUCCUGUCUUCUCGCAGGAUUCGUCACAUUCCUAGUUCUCCUCUUCAUCGAACCCCCUGGCUAUCACCGUGGCCACCAGCAUGGCCACCACCGAGAUCAGUGGGAAUCGUCCGUGGGACGGCCCAGAGACCAUCCUCCUAGUCACCAGGACGUAUUAGACAUCUUGUUCGACACGCCCUCUGCCGAGCAAGCUGAAAAGUGGAGUCGAUAUUACACCUCCGGCCCUCAUCUUGCUGGACAGAACUAUUCACAGGCAGAAUGGACUCAGAACAAAUGGAUAGAAUGGGGCAUCCCCUCCGAUAUCGUCUCCUAUGACGUCUAUCUGAACUAUCCCGUUGACCACAGCCUCUCUCUACUCAGGAAGUCCAAGGACUCCUCUUCUUCUUCUCCUUCCUCCUCCUCCUCCUGGAAGGUCGACUUCAAGGCCACUCUUGAAGAGGAUGUUCUUGACAAAGACCCCACCUCAGGCCUGCAAGAUCGCAUCCCAACAUUCCACGGCUACUCGGCCAGUGGCAACGUCACUGGUUCUUUCGUCUGGGUCAACUACGGCACCUACCAGGACUUCGAGGACCUCAGGAAGGCCAACGUCAGUAUCGAGGGCAAGAUCGCAAUCGCCCGCUAUGGCGGCAUCUUCCGCGGCCUGAAAAUUCGCCGUGCCCAGGACUUGGGCGCCAUCGGCGUCAUUCUGUACAGCGAUCCAGGCGAUGAUGGCCACGUCCGGGAGGACAAUGGCUACGGGGCCUACCCUAAUGGCCCGGCCCGUAACCCGACCAGCGUGCAACGAGGGAGCGCACAAUUCCUGAGCGAGCGUCCUGGCGAUCCGACCACACCGGGUUAUCCUUCCAAGCCUGGUGCGCCUCGUGCUCCCGUCGAAAACGUCAUCCCAUCCAUCCCGUCCGUCCCCAUAUCCUACGCUGAGGCUGUGCCUCUGUUGAAGGCCCUGAAUGGCCACGGCCCCAAGGCGGACGACUUUAACCAGUACUGGACUCGCAACCUCGGUCUAGGCUACAAGGGCGUCGACUACAACAUCGGUCCCUCACCCGAUAACGUUGUGAUCAACCUCUUCAACGAGCAGAAAUACGUGACGACCCCGCUGUGGAACGUCGUUGGCGUUGUGAACGGGACCAUCCCCAACGAGGUCAUUGUCGUCGGGAAUCACCGCGAUGCCUGGAUCGCGGGCGGCGCGGGCGAUCCCAAUAGCGGCUCCGCCGUGUUGAACGAGGUUAUCCGCAGCGUCGGUGCAGCUCUCAAGGCCGGCUGGAAGCCUCUCCGUACAAUCGUCUUCGCCUCGUGGGACGGAGAAGAGUAUUCGCUCAUCGGUUCGACCGAGUGGGUUGAGGAAUACCUCCCCUGGCUAUCUGACUCGGCCGUCUCUUACCUGAACGUCGAUGUCGGCGUUCGCACGCCUCACUUCGAUGCCUCUGCCGCCCCGCUUCUUCACCGGCUUCUACGAGAAGUAGUCACUGCCAUCCCGUCCCCCAACCAGACAGUCCCCGGCCAGACCGUCGGCGACCUCUGGAACGGCCGCAUAAAACCCAUGGGAUCAGGCUCCGACUUCACCGCCUUCCAGGAUUUCGCCGGCGUUCCUUCCCUCGACUUUGGCUUUGGCGGGCACCGCCCCGAAGACCCGGUUUACCACUACCACAGCAACUACGAUUCGUUCGCCUGGAUGACCAACUUCGGCGACCCGGGCUUUGAGUACCACCGGGCCAUGGCACGCGUCUUGGGCCGCACCCUCGUCGAGCUGGCCAAUCGCCCCAUCAUCCGCUUUAACGCGACCGACUACGCCGACGCUCUCGUGAACUACGUCGAUCAGAUCGAGUCCAGGCUGUCCACGGCCACCACUACUUCGGACUCCAGCGACUUGGACCUCGCCACCCUGUCCGAGGACGAGAUCUUCAACAUCCGCUCCCGCGGCGGUCGUUCCGACACCUUCGCAGGCCCAGGGGCCGCCGCACUCGCGCCCCGCGGCGACCCCACGGACGUGAAAGAAUCUCUCGCCCACCUCCGCUUCACGCUCGCCGAGCUUCGCGCCAAGACGGAACGCCUCGACGCCGCCGCCCAGUGGGUGGACGACACAAUCCGCGCCGGCGUGCCCUGGUGGAAGCUCUGGACGCGCGUCAAGCUCGGCCUGGCUUUCGUCUGGGUCAACAAGGCCUACAAGGGCUUCGAGCGCCACUUCCUCUACCCGGAGGGCCUCGACGGCCGGACCUGGUUCAAGCACGUCGUCUUUGCUCCCGGAUUGUGGACGGGGUACGCCGGUGCGGUGUUCCCCGGCUUGCAGGAGAGUAUCGACUCCCAGGACUACGUCAACGCC